This is a messenger RNA of Athene cunicularia (burrowing owl), 1390 nucleotides long. It is a transcript of the gene RBMX2, whose product is annotated as RNA binding motif protein X-linked 2. Gene Ontology annotation, biological process: mRNA splicing, via spliceosome. The record is from RefSeq and is a predicted model, not a curated record. The coding region runs from base 1 to 903 and encodes 300 amino acids. Gene Ontology annotation, cellular component: precatalytic spliceosome; catalytic step 2 spliceosome; U2 snRNP. Lineage: Eukaryota; Metazoa; Chordata; Aves; Strigiformes; Strigidae. The transcript has 5 exons. Gene Ontology annotation, molecular function: RNA binding.
AUGCGCGGCGGCGGGCGCAGGCGCAGGAGUGGGGAGGGCCCGGCCGGGCCCAGUAUCCCCUUCCCUUGUCUCCCUCUCCCUGCAGGCGGCCUGCACUACGAGCUGACUGAGGGGGAUGUCAUCUGCGUGUUCUCACAGUAUGGAGAGGUUGUCAACAUUAACCUGGUGCGGGACAAGAAGACCGGGAAGUCCAAAGGGUUUUGCUUUCUGUGCUAUGAGGACCAGAGGAGCACCAUUCUCGCUGUUGACAACUUCAAUGGGAUCAAGAUCAAAGGACGGACGAUUCGAGUGGACCAUGUGGCCAACUAUCGGCCCCCCAAGGAAUCUGAUGACUUAGAUGAUGUUACAAAAGCCCUCCAUGCAAAGGGUUGUGGAGUUAAAACACCCCCUCAUACGUCUUCCGAUUCCCUGUCGGAAGAUGAGGAUGUGCUCAUAAAAAAGCAAAAAGAUAAGGAGAAAAGUAGACAGGAGCGGCAAAAGCAGAGCUCGCAGGCUGUGAAGAGGCCGGUGUCCACAGAGGAGGCACACCCAAGAAUCAAGAUAAAGAAGGAGAAGGAAGACCCUGGCUAUGACCGCUACGCCAGUGGGAGCCAGCAGCCCUCUAAGGGCUUGGAGAGGAAACCUGUGAGCAGGAUGCAGCGAGAAGAGGAAGAGCGGAGGCACCAGAGGCCUUCAGAGAGAAAAGGGGAAAAGAGCUUCCAGGACCAGAGGGGACAAAGCAGUUUGUGGGAAGAGAGGGAGAAGAGAGAGGAGGCUGUCAGGAAGGGCGACGGGCACAGCAGCCGGCGAGAAGAGGGUCCUGAGGGCGGCCGAUCCCGGGAGCGCAGCGCCAGGGAAACCCAUCCCAGGCACAGGGAGCGGGGCUCCGCAAGAGACUCCAGCCGCUACCGAGUCCUGGGGUGAGCACUCGAGGGGCUAAGGGAUGCCCCAAACCUGCCCACAAACCUGCGCAGAGCCUCCCUGUCUCACUUGGGGCAGGGGAAGCGCCGCGGCUGGACCGUGGUUUUUCAUUCCAUCCUUGCACCCCUGCUGCAGACCGGGACAUGAAUUUUGUUUCCUCCUUCAGCCCUUCUUGCAACAUUGGACUUGCAGGUGUGCUGGGACGCUGUGCUGUGGCAUGAAGGUGCCUGCUGGAAGCAGGAGGAUGCUCUUCCCAAAAUUGCUCAGUUCUGUCAGUCCUGGGGCGGUGCCCCCAGUGCACUGCAGGGACAGACCAGGGUGUGGCUUGACCUCAUGCACCAGCUUUGGGUCCUGAGCCCACCCAGCGCAGAUCCUGCCUUCUGUGAUGGAUCCCCAGAGCUGUGUUGGGGCCGUUUACUGUUGCGUGGUUUGUUUAAAAUACUCUUAAAUAAAAGUUAACCAGGAGCUAGCCCUGGUAGCAGUGUUUCCA